CCUUCUUUCUGUACACACACAUGCACAUCUUCAUAAUACCAUUUUCCAUUUUUUAUAAAAAUAGUGCAUCAAAAUACAGAAUUGUGGGAUAAGUCCAAAGAUCGAGUUUAUUUUUUAUUUAAAUUUUUUUUCUUAUCGAAGAUUGAGUUUAUUUUUAAAUUUCAUUGCUCACGGCUGUACCAGCAGUCUUAUCUGGUGCAGAGGUGGAAUCGGCAAGACUAAUCGUCGACAGAUAUCACGCAAUAUCAGCUAAUGCAGCGGCCUUUGGCAGUGACCUACGCCACAGGUCACUGGCCAUUGAAUAUAGAUUAUGUACUCAAAGGUAUCAUCUCUAUAUACAGAGUGCUACUCCACAGUGAAACAUGAGCAUAUAAAAGAGGAAUUGGUUCAGCAAAUCGUUAAAACCGUUGCCUUAAGAGAAACUGAAUUAUUAUAAAAAUCAAACAUGUACGAUUGGACUACCAAGAAUGUAGUGUAUGUCGGCGGCUUCAGCGGAAUCGGCUUCCAGCUAGUGAAACUUCUUGUGCAACAGAAACAUCUCAAUAAGAUUAGCAUCAUGCACCGCAUAGAGAACGCUGAGAUAAUGAAAAAGUUGCAGUUUGAGAAUCCCAAUGUUAAGGUUAUGUUUGUGCCGGACAACAUAAUGGAGAAAGCAUCCAUUCAGUCUGCAAUUACGAAAAUGGGACAAUUGAUGGGUUAUGUCGAUGUACUUAUUAAUGGUCAGGACAUAUUGCUUGACAAGGAUGUAGAGACAAUAAUAGGCGUGAAUUUGACCGGCAUGAUUCAUUUUACUAUGACGGCAAUGCCAUAUAUGGACAAAACCGAAAUGGGCAAAGUCGGAAUAGUUGUAAAUUUGUCCUCCGUUUAUGGACUGGAGCCAGCACCAAUAUUUGCUGCUUAUGCAGCUGCCAAACACGGCGUCCUGGGCUUCACUCGCUCGAUGGCCGACAGUCACAUUUUCCAAAGAACCGGAGUAAUAUUUACUGCUAUGUACCCAGGACUAACCAACACUGAAAUAAUGAUGAAUUUGCGCGACAAUGUCACAUGGCACCAAUCUAACCAGCUUAUAGGCGCAAUCGAUAGAGCUAAAUGGCAAAUGCCAGAGGAAGCAGCAGUGCAAAUAAUCAAUGCUAUAGAAAAUAUGAAAAAUGGAAGCAUGUGGAUUAUUGACAAGGGGAACCUUAAAGAGGUAGUUCCCCAAGCUCAUUGGCAAAUAUAAAACCUCUUUUAUAGAAGUCUUAUACCAACCAAAGGAAUUUUUGAAAAUAAAUGACCAACUUUUAUAUACAUUUUGACUAGGACAUCGCAGCAAACACACGCACUCACUCACAAACACAUACACACAAGAGAGA
This is a messenger RNA of Drosophila busckii, 1352 nucleotides long. It is a transcript of the gene Fbp2, whose product is annotated as fat body protein 2. The record is from RefSeq and is a predicted model, not a curated record. Gene Ontology annotation, cellular component: cytoplasm. Gene Ontology annotation, molecular function: oxidoreductase activity, acting on the CH-OH group of donors, NAD or NADP as acceptor. Lineage: Eukaryota; Metazoa; Arthropoda; Insecta; Diptera; Drosophilidae.